AUGACUAUCCCAUCAAGUUACAAGAAAAUCGUCUUAAAUAAUGCACCAAGUAAAGAAGUUAACUUGAAAUACGGUGAAGAAUCAUCCACGUUCAGAAUUGAACGAACAACUUUUGAUAAGAACUCAGUUAAAGAUGGAGAGAUGGUUAUUAAAAUGUUGUACUUUUCUAACGAUCCGGCCCAAAAGGGAUGGAUGCAAAAGGGAAUUGAUUCAAAAAGAAUGUAUUUACGAAUUUUAGAAAAUGACCCGGUUAUUUCGUUAGGUUUAGGUGAAGUUGUGUUUUCUAAAUCGAGCAAACAUUCGGUUGGUGAUAAAGUAACGGGUCGUUUUACAUGGGAAGAGUAUAUAGUCGUCAAUGAAGAACGUAUCACGAAAACAAUUGACGAGUCGUUAGGUUUACCUUUAACUUCGUACUUGUCUUCUGUUGGUAUGACUGGUUUGACCGCAUAUUUUGGGGUCACCAAGGUCGGUGAAUUAAAGAAAGGACAAACGAUUGUUAUUUCGGCUGCUUCUGGUGCCACUGGAUCCAUGUGUGUUCAAAUUGCGAAGCACAUUGUAGGGGCGUCCAAAGUUGUUGGUAUUUCCAGCUCUCCAAAAAAAUGUAAGUGGGUUGAAUCUCUCGGUGCUGAUGUAUGUGUUAACUAUCAUGACACAGACUACCAAAAGCAAUUAUCAGAUAUCAUUGGUGACGACUUCGUUGAUGUUUAUUACGAUAAUGUUGGUGGUGAAAUCUUGAGUUUUAUGCUCUCCAAAGUCAAGCAAUUCGGCAAUAUUGUUGCCUGUGGCGCUAUUUCUGGCUAUAAUGAUGCAGAAAAGGGUGAAGUUACUGGUUGGCCUGAGAUUACUAGGAAUCGUCUCACCAUUCGUGGCUUUAUCAUAAUUGAUUUUAUCAAAGAUUUUGCUGAAGGCAUCAAUGCAAUUGUCGGUGCAAUCAAAGAAGGCAAAAUUAACAUUACCGAAGACGUAUCUGUGGUUGACUUAAGUAAAGAAAUCGACGUUUUGGCAAAGGUUCCCGAAACAUGGGGUCUAUUAUUUAGUAAUAAGAAGCCAAAUGGUAAAUUGGUUACAAAGAUUGCCUAG
This is a messenger RNA of Debaryomyces hansenii CBS767, 1080 nucleotides long. Its product is annotated as MDR family NADP-dependent oxidoreductase. Gene Ontology annotation, molecular function: oxidoreductase activity, acting on the CH-CH group of donors, NAD or NADP as acceptor. NCBI's taxonomy places the organism in Eukaryota, Fungi, Ascomycota, Pichiomycetes, Serinales, Debaryomycetaceae. The record is from RefSeq and is a predicted model, not a curated record. Bases 1 to 1080 code for a protein of 359 amino acids. The transcript has a single exon.